Oryzias melastigma (Indian medaka) is the source of this 3343-nucleotide messenger RNA. Its product is annotated as tripartite motif-containing protein 16-like. The transcript has a single exon. Gene Ontology annotation, molecular function: zinc ion binding; protein binding. Lineage: Eukaryota; Metazoa; Chordata; Actinopteri; Beloniformes; Adrianichthyidae. The record is from RefSeq and is a predicted model, not a curated record. Bases 1148 to 2815 code for a protein of 555 amino acids.
UUUUUUUCCCUAAAAAAAGGCCACAUAUUAAUUUCUGAUUCAUCGCGAGUUAACUAUGGACAAAAUGCGAUUAAUCAUGAUUCCAAAAUUUUAAUUGCCUGAAAGCUCUACUAGAAACAGCUAAGAUACUGUGCAGGAUCCUCAAGCUCCCAGGCCUCUGGUAGAGGACCUGACCUUGGAAGAGAAACCACCUGCGGAGGGUGAGAGGAGAGUUUUUUUUUUUUUUAUAUGAAAUAUCCAUGAUCUAUAAUUUUAUGGAAAAACAGGUUUGAAUUUUAAUAUUUUUGUAUGAACUUGAGCUUUUUAGAAAAAAAAAACUUUUGUCAGGAUGAUGUUUUAGGACAGCCAAAAGGAGCUGAACAUGAGUGAGAGGGAUUAAUUUAUUUUCACUGGGAACAAGCAGUCUAUGUGGGUUUGUGGCGAAUAGUGUAGGAGCCCCAAACCAGCAGGUGGCCCAGGUUCUUUGGGAGAUGACAUAACCACAGUGCAAGGAGGAAGGAAGUGGCAGAGAGAUGAGCUGAAGAGAUGAGACGAGCAGGGAAGAUCAGAGGUCUCAGGCGAGAAGAAAUACUCCGGAUUGCUGGAGAGAGGGCCGGGCUUGAGGGAGGAUGAAGGCCGAGACAAGGCUUGUGACAGGACGAGGCUGAGACUGGACAAGGAAGUUCGUCGAGGACCAGCGCUGAGCAGACGAGGCGGCUGGCCGUAAUCUCUGAGCGGAGAAACUGAGAUGUUCCGGCAACGAGGAGCCAACAGGAGAGAUCUUAAAAAGGGAAAGGACCAGUUGUGUUUCAUCAAGCUUGAUCGCUCCACCCAACAGUCGGGUCAACUAAAGUGAGAGGCGGGGCGGACUUGACACUUUUACCACAGUCAAAGUUUUAGCUUCUUCAUAACAUAUAAAAAUUAAAUUUUAUUUAGGUUAUAUUGUGAAAUUUGAUUAAAAUGGUUUAAAAAAUGCUUUAAUUUCUGAACAACACACCCAAAACGACAACAACUGAGUCACUCCCACAAACUGUUCCUGUGUUUGUCUCACAUAUCCUUCAAAACAAGAACAUGUCUUAGCAUGCAGCUGCUGGUAGCUCUCAUUUCCUGACUCGUGUGCAAUCUGUUGUACUUUCUAUUCAGAGAAAGAAGAACUGUCGGAGCGAAAAUGUCUCAGCAAGGAAAUCAAAUCGACGAAGAAAGAUUCAGCUGUUCCAUCUGUCUGGAUCUAAUGACGGAUCCGGUGACUAUUCUGUGUGGACACAGCUACUGCAUGAAGUGUAUUCAAGGAUUCUGGGACGGAGAGGAGAAUAUCCACAGCUGUCCUCAGUGUAGGAAGACCUUCAUACCGAGACCUGCUCUGGUGAAAAACACCAUGUUAGCAGAUUUGAUAGAGGAACUGAAGAAGACUGGACUCCAAGCUGCUCCUGCUGAUCACUGCUAUGCUGGACCUGAAGAUGUGUCCUGUGAUUUCUGCUCUGGAAGAAAACUGAAAGCAAUCAAGUCCUGUUUGUUCUGUCUGGCCUCUUACUGUGAGAAACACCUUCAACCUCAUUUGGAUGAAGUUGCAUUCAAGAAACACAAGCUGGAGGAACCCUCCAAGAACCUGCAGGAGAACAUCUGCCCCAUUCAUGAUGAGGUGAUGAAGAUGUUCUGUCGUACUGAUCAGAAGUGUAUCUGUUAUCUCUGCUCUGUGGAUGAACAUAGAGGACACGACACAGUCUUAGCUGCAGCAGAAAGGACUGAGAGGCAGAGAGAUCUGGAGGAGAGUCAACAACAAAUCCAGCAGAGAAUCCAGGACAGAGAGAAAGAGGUGAAGCUGCUUCAACAGGAGGUGGAGGCCAUCAAUCACUCUGCUGAUCAAACAGUGAAGGACAGUGAGAAGAUCUUCACUCAGAUGAUCCGUCUCAUCCAGAAAAGAAGCUGUGAUGUGAAGAAACAAAUCCGAUCCCAGCGGCUAACUGAAGUGAGUCGAGUCAAAGAUCUUCAAAAAGAAUUUAAAAGGGAGAUCAGUGAGCUGAAGAGGAGAGACGCUGAGCUGAAGCAGCUCUCACUCACAGAGGAUCACAGCCAGUUUCUGCUCAACUACCCCUCACUGCCACCACUCAGUGAGUCCACACACUCAUCCAGCAUCAAUGUCCGUCCUCUGAGAUACUUUGAGGAUGUGACAGCAGCUGUGUCAGAGCUCACAGACAAACUGAAGGACAUUCUGAGAGAUGAAUGGACAAACAUCUCACCGACAGUUACUCAUGUGGAUGUUUUACUGCCAGAACCAGAAUCAGAACCAGAACCAACGAGCAGAGCUGACUUCUUGAAAUAUUCAUGUCAAAUCACACUGGAUCCAAACACAGCACACAGAAGACUGUUAGUGUCAGAGGAGAACAGAAAAGUUAGAUUGAUGGAAGAACCUCAGUCUGAUUCUGAUCAUCGAGAUAGAUGGUUUCAGGUUCUGAGUAGAGAGACUCUGACUGGACGUUGUUACUGGGAGGUGGAGUGGAGAGGAAAAUUUGUUUAUGUAGCAGUCGCAUAUGAGAACAUCAUCAGAUCUGAAUAUGACAGCAGAUUUGGUUUUAAUGACAAAUCUUGGGCAUUAAGUCUUUCUCCUGACAAAUUUUCAUUUCUUCACAAAGAGAUUCAAACCACAACCUUAGCCCGUGUUUCCUCCAGAGUAGGAGUGUACCUGGAUCACACAGCAGGUGUUCUGUCCUUCUACAGCGUCUCUGAAAGCAUGACUCUCCUCCACAGAGUCCAGACCACAUUCACUCAGCCGCUCUAUGCUGGAGUUUGGUUGGGUCAUGCUGUUGGAGACACAGCAGAGUUCUGUAAACUCAAAUAAUUCUUGAAGUUGCUGAAAGAAGUAUGAUUUUUUUUGUGAUUUCUCUGCUUUCUAUCAUUUUAAAUCAAAAUUUUUUCUGUUAAUAUUCUGUGGAGUCGUGUUUGUAGUCAGAUAAUAGAAUGUGGAUUUGAAACAUUUUUGAAGAUGAAUCUCAAACUUUUUGGAAUAAAAUAUUUUUUUAUGUCUUUGAACUUUCGGAUUUUGCUGUUUGAAUUCAAAUUUCAUACAAAUGUGUUCAUGUUUUUGUGUUGUUGUUAUGUGAACUGAUGGAAGCUGCAACACAAAUGGAAUCAGUGACGUCACAAUCAAAGACUUUCUCUGUGUUUGUUCUACACAGAAACUACAAGAGAACAAACUGAAGGAGAAGAUUGUGUUUGUAGAGAGAAGAACAUUUACAACUUUGCUUUCUUUCUUUUUGAUUCAAUUGACAACUUUGGAUUGAAGAUUUGUAUUUUCAUGUCUCUGUCCUUUGUAGAAAAGUUGUUUAUGUUGAUUUGACAAUAAAACAUCUUGAUUCUUUUGUAUUCA